Molecule: messenger RNA, 180 nt
Organism: Ostreobium quekettii
Lineage: Eukaryota; Viridiplantae; Chlorophyta; Ulvophyceae; Bryopsidales; Ostreobiaceae
Source: the annotation of a GenBank genome assembly
AUGGACUCCAUCCGGGAGAUUGGGCUCGUGGAGCCGAUCGACGUUCUGCAGGUGGAGGGCCAAUACUACGGCUUCAAUGGUUGCCACCGUUUUGAAGCCCACAAACGUCUGGGAAAGCACUCCAUAAAAUGUCGGGUUCGACGGGCGACACGGCAAGUCCUGAAGAUGCACCUCAUGUAG